Pygocentrus nattereri (red-bellied piranha) is the source of this 2891-nucleotide messenger RNA. Its product is annotated as macrophage mannose receptor 1-like. The coding region runs from base 1177 to 1986 and encodes 269 amino acids. NCBI's taxonomy places the organism in Eukaryota, Metazoa, Chordata, Actinopteri, Characiformes, Serrasalmidae. The record is from RefSeq and is a predicted model, not a curated record. The transcript is spliced from 6 exons.
CCUAUGCUGCCUUGCUACACUUUCCCUUGGUACCACUUUACAAUCUCCAAUCUCAUGUUUAUUAAUGAAUUCAUUUUAUUGUUGUCUCAUUUUUUGCUAUUAUUAUUUUUCUAUAUACCUGUUAUUUUACCAUUUAGGGUUUAAGGGUUUAAUUUUAAUCUAAUUAUAAUUGCCCUCAUUUUUCUUCUUAGUAAAAAUAAAAUAUUUAUUUCAGUGGAAGUGUUUCAUCACUCUGAUAUGAUUAAAGUACGAGGGAUCAUUCAAGCAAGAGGGUUUUUUAAUACAAGCAACUGGGCAGAAGUUUAAAAUUAUAUUCCAAGUAGUUUUCCAGUCAAGAUUUUGUAGAGUUUGGUUUACAUUUUCAUUAUAGAUGCCCCCCUCAUCCACCUAGUGCUGGCAUGAUAGUCAUGAAUAAAAAGGCGUUCAUUUUUCUUAUAAGGAAAACCAUCAAAACAGCUCAGAGUUUUUUACUGUCACAGACUACAAAGUGCCUUCAGAGGUUUAUGACUUGUAGAUGCCAUCAGAUUCAUUCAACUUGCCAUGAACGAGCCAGCAGAACAGCUUUAAUGUGUCUUAGAGUCUCUGGAACUGUAAUGGAGGGAUGGAACACCAGACUUCCAAAACACAUUCCUUCAAUUGAUGUUUUGAUGAUGGUGGUGUGGAGCGCUGUCUAAGACACCAACCCAGAAUUACCAGGGAUGCCCAUAUAAUAUUUUUACACUCAACAAACUUUUCAGUGACCCCUCAUGCCCUGUGGAUGGCAGUAGAAGAGACUACUGCAUCAGGGAGAAAAGACCUCUCCCAUCAGUAUAGAAGAGACCCUUCCCACCAGCAGGUAGAGACCAGUUCUUUCAGCAGGAAGAGACCACUCCCUUCAGGAUGGAAAAGACCACUCCAUCAGGAGGAAGACAGUACACCUGUGAGGAGAGAACACCCCAUCUGGAGGAUGAGACCCCUUUCAUUAUAAGCGAGAGACUUCUCCAAACCCUUCCCACCAGGAAGAAGAGACCACUUUCUUUAUUAUUAGAUAACAUCAGUCAGCAGGACAGCAAAAAUGGGAGGAGUUAAAGAACCUAGAGAUCUACAGAGAGGAGACAGAGAUUCAGAAUCAAACAGCGAGGAGAAGAAGACAGAAGCUCAUGAACAGGAGAAACGAAGAAGACCAAGGAACUGGAAAUGGAUCAGAAAUGGGUUUCCACCAUCGUCCUUUUCUCAGCUGUCUGUGGUGUAUCUGCAUACGUUCCUUAUCGGUAUCACUUUGUGAAUGAGAAUAAAACCUGGACCGAAGCUCAGAGCUACUGCAGACAGAGAGACUCAGAUCUGGUCACCAUCAACAACAUGGAGGAGAUGAAGAAGCUGAAUGCCACUCUGAAGAAACAUCUGAACAACACACCCAGCAGCUCUGUUUGGAUCAGCCUGGUCAGAGGGGACACCGACCAGUGGCUGUGGUCUCUGGCAGAUGCAAACUUCUACAGAAAGGGAGACACGUACCGAAACUGGGCAAGUGGAGAACCCAAUAAUGUUGGGGGUGUCGAGAACUGUGUUGUGAUGAAGAAAAGUGAUGGAACCUGGUUUGAUGACAGAUGUAGCAGCCUAUAUACCUUUGUGUGCUAUGACGAUAAGCUGAUCAUGAUCAAGCAGAAUCUGACCUGGAGAGAAGCUCUGAGAUACUGCAGAGAUAAUCAUGUCGAUCUGCUCUCAGUUCACUCUGAGGAGAUCCAGCUCUGGGUGAAGGAGGUUUCACCGAAAGCCUCCACUGAACUUGUGUGGCUGGGCCUGCGUCACACUUGCACUCAGGGUUUCUGGUACUGGGUGAGUGGCUUUUCCAUCUGCUACGAGAACUGGGCUCCAGGUAACGGGACAGGAGGAGAAGACUGCAGCUCUGUAGAGAGAACCGGAGCGGUGCAGGCUAGAGGAGGUCAGCAGUGGGUCGGCCUGCCUGAGGACCACAAACUCAACUUCAUCUGCCUCACCUAUGAAGACUGAGACCAGGCCUGCCUCUUCUGUAUCCAGCACCAGCGGAUCCAUAUCAGAAGAACAUCUUACUAUGUUGUUAAUUAUUAUUGUUUUAAGUUUUAUAUAAUGGAGUGGAAAAUUACAGCAGCGUUUUAGGGCCACUGUUAAUAAAAAUAUUAGACUAUAUUCUUAAAGUCAUAAUAUUUUGAGAAUAAAGUCAUAGAAUUACAACAUUAAAGUGGCAUUAAUACCAGGAAAGCUCACAAUAUUGUGCCCAAAGGCUUUGCAAAGGGAAGGCAGCACCUCCUGGUGUUAAAUGAAAAAAGUUCAUAUUGAUUUCCCCCAUAAAGAAACACUCAGUCUCCCUGUCUCUCCUGCUCAUCAGCACAAGCCUGGUAUUAGCAUGUGGCUGAGCAGGAAACCGUUUAUCUAGAAUAAAGUUCCAGAUGGACUUGCAGGAAACCGUCUGUCUGUGUUGUUGAAGGAGAAUCUCAGGCAGGGUUGUCUACACUGCUAUCGGGGGGCUACACCUACAAAGAUUGUGGUUUGCUUUCGCUAGACCAACAGGCUUGUGGUUUUCCGUGUCUUGCUGAUUUUUUGUGUGAAAUAAUUUGCUGUGUGUGAUUGUUGGAUGGGAGCCGGAAGCUGGAGUGACCAGCAGGCAUAGAUCUUCCUCCAUUUGCAGGGAGCGGUGGUGUUCUUGCCUUGGUGUUGUGGUGGUGUGUGUAAUUGCAGGACUCCUUUUUUCCAGAUAGAUUAAUUCUUCAUACUGCUGUGAGCUUCCAGCCCUGUCCCAUGAUCCUUUGCUUUUUUUCCCCCCUUCAUUUCAUUUGAUGUGUUGUGUGAUUUAUUGUAUUUUGAUUCGGUCAUUGCUGGUGAGCAGUUUUUUUGCUUUUUUAAUUAAUUUGUUAAUAAAUUGACUUUUUAUUGUGGAA